CAGCUGAGCUUCAGGCUGCUCAGAGAACAGAAACAGGAAACUUGUACCUACUGUACUUGUUUUGCCACAACUUUCGUAUGAACUAAUUCUUGAAUCUUAAUGUACCCACACGCGGCGUGAGGGGAUAUAUGAUUUGCGGUUGCAGUUGUUCUACCUGAGUUCAACAGGAGAUGGCACUGCCAAGCCAGAAGACUGAGCUAGUUUGUGGCACGAGCUUGGAGAAAUGGGAGUUAGUUGGCUCUGGGGGAUUCGGCCAUGUCUACAAGACCAGGCAUAAGGACUGGGGAUUUGAUGUGGCCAUAAAGAUACUUAACGAGGGUGUUUGUCCUUUUAACAGUUACCUACCUCAUUCCAGCUCCUUCACUAAACUGUGUGAUGAAGCUAAUCAUAUGGAUAAGGCUUCCUGUGAGUUUGUGUUGAGGCGCUAUGGAACUUAUCAGGGAUAUCCGCCUGGUAAUACAACAUCUGUGCAACAUGGAAUAGUGAUGGAGUUCAUGGGAAGAGGAUCUGUUCAGUCCCUGCAGGAAGAAGUCUCUGGCCCUCUACCGUGGCCCCUGGCCUUCCGCUUAGCCCAUCAAGUGGCUCUAGGCAUGACCUUCCUCCAUUCAAAGAACCUUAUGCACGGCGACCUAAAGCCAAGUAAUGUACUGCUGACUAUGGACCUUAAUGCCAAGCUAGCAGACUUUGGUCUGUCCAGAGUUUCCACCAGUGCUUUAAACAGCAACAGAGAAACAACAGGGGAGAUUGGAGGCUCAUACAAGUACAUGCCUCCCGAGGCUUUUAAAGCAUCAUAUGAACCUGUCCGUGCCUUUGACAGAUACAGCUAUGGUAUCCUGCUCUGGUCCAUUCUUAGGGGUAAAGAGCCCUAUCCAACGGCUAGUUAUGCUCUUGUGGAACUGAGGAUCCCUGAAGGGGACAGACCUUGCUGUGAGGAAAUUGACAAGAUGAAGCUGAUGGUUGAUGGGUUGGAAGAACUGGUUGACCUCAUGAAGAGGUGCUGGGAUGGAAGUCCUUUCAAGAGGCCUACCUUUCAAGGCUGCCUUGAAGUAACUGAGAACGUCUUAACAAAGCACGAGAAGGGAAUUCAUAAGGCGGUCCUUGACGUCUCGACAAGACUGGAGUCACCAAACAGUAAUCAACCAAGCUGGGCAUUCAACGUUCCUCUUCAGACACCAGAACAGUCAGAGUCAAAUGAUACUGUUGAUAAUAAAAUGAUACUUACAAAAACGAAAAGGUCUUCAACACAGAACUCUGUCAGUGUUUCUACUAAAAUAAUGAGUGAUGAAGAUAAAGCAAAGUUUGUCGAAAACAACAGGGCCGAGUUGAUUCAACGCGUUAUCGAGGUAAUGGCAAUAACAGAGGAGCUUGGAGACAUGGUCAACCCUGAAGCCUACUCGUGUGUUGAAGCUAAGGCGACAACGCAGGCUCAAAUGAGAGUGCUUUACAGUGGGCCAAUUCGUUCAGGAGGGGUAGUGGUCAAAGCAGCCUUCUACAACGCCCUCAAAAAACAUCAUCCCGAACUAGUGAAGAGGCUAGGUGGCUAAUUUUAAGGAACUUGUGGCCUUCCUGCAUUUUCUGCAGGUGAAAAACUUUCUUGCCUCUCCCGCUGCGGUUUCAUCUUUUAUGAAAAAAAUCAUAUAUUUGAUUCCUUUGUAUAAAGUCAAGUGUGUAUAUCAUUUGUUGAGAUGUUUUUGAUAUUUCACUAAUAAACAUAUUGUUUCAGAAAAGAAAGAAAA
Molecule: messenger RNA, 1736 nt
Organism: Perca fluviatilis (European perch)
Lineage: Eukaryota; Metazoa; Chordata; Actinopteri; Perciformes; Percidae
Product: receptor-interacting serine/threonine-protein kinase 3-like
Exons: 12
Coding region: 171-1544 (457 amino acids)
Biological process (GO): regulation of apoptotic process; protein phosphorylation
Molecular function (GO): ATP binding; JUN kinase kinase kinase activity
Source: RefSeq, a predicted model, not a curated record